UAAAUAAUCCUUGUCAUUUAUCAGGAAACGAACCCAACGAAAAGGUACAACUCAAAUCAGCAGAGAGAAACUCCAUUGCCAAAAGCUCAACAGCGUCUUCUCAUCUUCUUCUCCGAAUUCAAAUAGCUACCAACGUUCCUUGAAUUCGAUCGAACCCUAAUCUCGACCCCUUGCUUGCGUUCGAUCUCGCUGGACUGUCCUCCACUCGAUCUCACUAACAGAACAAUGGUACCGAAUGAAGGAGAUACUGUGAUGGGCAAGAGAAAGGGGGAAGAGCUUACAGUGCCUGAAGGGAUUAAGAAAAAGAAGAAACAAGUUACCACACCUCGUCCCGCAUGCUCCUGGGUGCAUUUUAGCCGAGAGUUUAUUAAGGAGUAUAGUGCUUCCCAUCCCGAAUCUUCAGGCCUGAAAGCUGCUACAAAGGCAGCUUCUGAUGCAUGGAAAUCAAUGAGUGUUGAGGAGAAAGCUAAAUACACCAGGCGUGCCCGUGAAGUGUGGGAUAACUACUUGAGCACUGCUCCUGCCCGUGUCCCAAAGCCGAGAAGACAGGCCAAACUAAUCACAAGGUGCUCUCCUGGACGUUUAUUCAAUGUGUUACAACGCCUUUCCCCUGAUCAAAAAGCUGCUGUGAAAGGCAUGGGAUUUGGUAGCCUCCUUGGUCUUAGAUGUCGAACCCUCCGUCGCAGUUUGUGCCUUUGGCUAUUAGAGAGGUUCAAUACUGCACGAAGCAGCAUGAAUAUUUGUGGUGAGCGCAUUCCUUUAUCACCACAGGAUGUGGAACUCGUGCUUGGAUUAGCAGCAAGUGGGAAGGAUGUGGUGAACUCAGGUCCUGAUGAACUAAUUGCAGAAUUGCGUCUUAGUUACACUGAUUCAAAUCGUGGGAUAUCUCUUCGGCUUUUGGAGGAUAGGUUGGCAGCCCCAGAAGCAGGAGAUGAUUUUAAGAGGUCGUUUGUCCUCUAUGCAUUAGGCACUCUUUUGUGCCCUACAGCAAGGCUGGAUGUAAGUCCUUCUUUCCUCCACUUCUUGAUAAAUAUGGAUAUCAUCCAUCAGUACAACUGGGGAAAGUUCUUACUUGACCGUCUAGUUCGGGAGGUAUCACGUUUCCGUCAAGGGAAGCAACGUGCAGUUGGUGGUUGCCUUUUAUUUCUCCAGCUUUUCUACUAUGAGAGAAUCUCUGUUGGAGGGCCUUGUGAAUUGGUCCCCAUUGUUGCUCCCUGCUUGUCCUCAUGGGGUGAGGAAGAAAUUACUGAGAGGGAGAAGCGAGAAAAGGAGCUUGGUGGCUAUGGACGUGGCGAGGUAAUUUACAAGGAGAGGUGCCAUGGGAUGGAGUUAGUGGUGGACAGAACUCAACCGGAUGACUUGCUAGUGAGAGAAGUGGACACCAUAGUCGAGCAUGGUCUUGACUUUGCUGAUGAGGGUAACCCGACAAAAGAGGAUCAAAUAAAUGGAGAAAUUGUUAUGGAGGAGGCAAAAGAGGAUCAAAUAAAUAGGGCAAUUGUUAUAGAGGAGGAAAAUAUGUCAUUAGUUGGGGAUGUAGAGGUGGUUGUUGAACCAGUCAGAAUGUUGUGCCGAAACAGAGCCUAUGGUUGCACGGAAACAUUAAAUUACACGGAGAAAACUGACCACGAAGAAACAUGUGCCUAUGCACCAUGUCCAUGCCCUCUUCAGGACUGCAGCUUUGUUGGCUCAGCCGAACAGUUAUCACUUCACUUCAGCAGUAAACAUUGGGAUUCUGGAAGGCAUUUCCAAUACAACUGCCCUUUACAUGUCUACUUGUGUAAGGACGAACAGUUUCUCAUUCUUCAAGCCGAGGAAGACGGUCUUCUCUUUCUCCUCAACAAAGGGAUUGAAAAUAUCGGGCUUACGGUCAUGAUAACUUGUAUUGGGCCAAGUUCUUCGAAGGAGCAGUUCUUCUAUGACGUCGUUUCAGAGAGAGGAAUAAGCUCUCUUCGGUUGAAAUCGUGCACACAAAAUUUUCCUGGGCACGUGGAAGGUCUUCCUCCCGUAGAUUUUCUUUUGAUUCCAUUUGGUUACGUUAGUUCAUCAGGGCAGCUGAAUUUGGAGGUUUGUAUAUGGAAUUCAACAGAACUUGGUGCUGAUUGAACCUUUUUUUAGUUUGGUGAAUUUAUGAUUGUGGGGUUUAACUUCAGCAAAUACUAUAGCUCUCUCUCUCUCUCGGUUCUAUUUGUGAUGCUAUCUAGAUGAAGAUGGGAUUUGAUCCCCAUGCUUUUGGGACAUUUAUUUUUUGAAAAACUGGAAAUAUAGUCACAAAGGUCUAGUUGUACAUCAUGCUUGUGGAGCUCCCAAUCUUCUCUUUUUGGGAUUGUGAAUUAGUUUCAUAUUUUGAUAGAGUACUAUUUUACUCA
Molecule: messenger RNA, 2366 nt
Organism: Camellia sinensis
Lineage: Eukaryota; Viridiplantae; Streptophyta; Magnoliopsida; Ericales; Theaceae
Molecular function (GO): zinc ion binding
Source: RefSeq, a predicted model, not a curated record